AUCAGCUCACAGUAAUAUCACAGAGGUUCAGUAUUUAGUCAGUAUCUUGUUUUCUCCUUUCUCCAGCUCUGCUUUGACUGUUCACCCGAGGAACAUGUUGAAGCUCCAGAGUCUGAAGGUUUUCAUCAACCAGCGGCUGACGGCGGCAGUGGAGGAGGUGAUGGGCCGUUUAGAGAAAGCUAUAACCGAGUAUGAGGAGGAGAUGGAGAGCCGCCAUCAGAGGCUGCUGGACUCGGCUUCAAGACCCGAGGACGAGCAGCGAAGUGCAGUGUUUUCUGCAGAUGUGCAGCAGCAGCUGGUGAUUAAAGAAGAGGUUCUGUCUGAGCAGCAGGAGUGGAGUCCCAGUCUUGACCAGGAGGACCCGGGGUGGCCACACAUUAAAGUGGAAAAACAGGAUUUCUGGACUAGUCAGGAGGUCAGGGGUCAGGUUCAAGGACUGCAUGAGGAUGACAGCGCCAGGUCCUUGGACUCUCAUAUCCAUGUGAAGGGAGUACAUGAAGAGACGUUUCAGUCCUCACAGCUUCAUCACAGACUGGAGGCUCCAGCCUGCAGCUCAGCCGAACACAUGAAAACAGAGGCUGAUGGAGAGGACUAUGGAGCACCAGAACCAGACAGGAUCUUAAUAUCUGGUUUUAAAUCUCUAUCUGGAUCUGAUGAUAAGGCCUCACACUCUUCUGAAGCUGAGACUGAAGACAGUGGUGAUGACUGGAAGAAGAUGAGGAAACCUCAGACAGUAAAUACUGUGGAAAAUAAAGUUCCUGUCAGUGAUGCAGGACCUAACACCAGCAUUAAAUCCUUCAGCUGCUCAAAAUGUGGGAAAAGGUUUGGACAGAAGCAUCAUUUACAGACACACAUGAGAUGUCACACCGGAGAGAAACCCUUCAGUUGUUCUCUUUGUGGUAAGAGAUUCACUCAGAAGGGAAAUCUGACUCAACACCUGACCGUCCACACACGGGAGAAACCAUGUAACUGUCCUGUUUGUGGGGAGCGGUUUUCACAGAAAGGAAACCUGACGCAGCACAUGACGGUGCACACACGGGAGAAACUGUGUUGGUGAGAGACUGACACAGAAGACUGAGCUGCAUUCAUCACAACAGCUGUUUGUUGGUUUUCAGCAGCAGUGAAGUAACUCACUUUGUUACAUCCAGCUCAGGACUUUCACAUAGCUAAGGUACUGCAGUAACAGCACUGACAUGCCUCUGUGGCUCAGGACUGUAAAUGUGCAGUUACAGGCACAAGUUGUUCUAGAAGUUACUGGGUCAUAUGUUCCUUUUUGUUUUUGUCUUAAAGUUCAACCUUUGUGUAUCAUGUGGGGAGGGGGUCCAAGGUUUACCUCUCAACAUCUGCAAAGUAACAGCAGCUCACAGAUGUAUCAUUACAUUGUGUUGAGACACACACAACACAUUACUACAACCUGAAAAAUGAGUGCCAUACUAUAUUCAUUAAAUAUAUGACAGAAAAGGAAACAGCUGUAAAUUGAUGAGAUUCAAAUGUUGAUAAUGAAAGUUUCAGCUUUGUAAAAUGUGUUAUGUUAAAUGACCAAGACCAGGUCAUACAUAAUACAGUUUGUAUUGAGAGCCACAGCCCACAGUGAGAACAUAGUGUAUCAGCAUGAAGACUCACAGUAUGUGGACUCCUGAGUGUUCAGCCCAUGUGUGAGAGUUGGGCCUGUGGGCCUGUGGUCCCUUCAUUAAACGCCUCUAUAAGCACUCAGGUCAAUGAUGGCAUCGUACCUCAAUAAGAAGUCAGAUGAAUUAUUGUUUGUUCCAGCUGAACUGUUGAUAUUUCGUCGUCUAGUUUCUCUUCAUUCUCUGUGAAGUGAAAUUAAUGACGUCACUCAGGCCUCGAGUCAUUUUAACAAGACCUUUUUUUUCUUUAACAGCUUGACUUCCAUCAGCAUGAUUUCAUCUUCAAACCAGCUGAAGUCCUCACAGGUCUGCAGGUCUCUGACUCACCAGUCGUUAGCACAACCACUUCAUAUGUCAACUGUUUCUAAGGGGCUGGUUGAUUUUACCUGAGAUCAUUAUCAUAAUUAACUGUCACAUUUACCUCAGUAAUGAAACAAUCUCACAGUGGAGCUGCUGUGAAUUCUUUCUAGUGUUUCUAGAACACAGGAAAUCAUGGAUCAUGACUGAAGAACAUUUAACAGGAAAAACAAACGAGCUGUUUCACAUCUAUUGGCUGUAAGAUCAGUUUUGAUUAGAUUUAAAUAACUUGUGUUAUCUCACAUGUUUGAUGUAAUGACAGUAUCUGAUCAUUACAGUGAGAUUAUUUUACAUGCUCAUGG
Messenger RNA from Seriola dumerili (greater amberjack), 2287 nucleotides. Its product is annotated as zinc finger protein 2-like. Lineage: Eukaryota; Metazoa; Chordata; Actinopteri; Carangiformes; Carangidae. The coding region runs from base 95 to 1057 and encodes 320 amino acids. The record is from RefSeq and is a predicted model, not a curated record. The transcript has 2 exons. Gene Ontology annotation, cellular component: nucleus.